CAGUUCUCUCAAAAUCGUCGAGCAAUCAACAUGAACGGAGUGAAGUCGUUGUACAUUUUGGGCCUGGUUCUCCUGAGCUUGGCUGCCUUUGUCGUAGCUGAUAAUGUGGUUGGAGGUGUAAAACAACUGGAGGGAGAUGAAAGGAAGGCGGCUCUGGAUCUCCUGGAUACCAGUCUCGUCAAGUUGUCUUCUGGCGAUGGCUCAAGCUACAAGGCGAUCAAAGUGACCUCGGUGACAGGUCAGGUUGUGGCUGGAACCCUUAACGUUUACGAGUUGGAGCUAGAGAAGGGAUCCGACAAAAAGGAGUGCACCGUGAAGAUCUGGUCGCAGCCGUGGUUGACGGAGAAUGGCACCAACAUCAAGAUCAAGUGCGUCGGAGAUGACGACGAGGUGGAUAGCACCUGGUAAAGGGAUCUAUCUGUUUCAAUUCCUGAAAAACCCAUUUGUUUUCUGAAGGGAUAAAUUUAAAUAAAUUGAUAUGAAAUAACACUGGCUCGAAAAAA
Messenger RNA from Drosophila ficusphila, 503 nucleotides. RefSeq names its product cystatin-like protein. Bases 31 to 408 code for a protein of 125 amino acids. Gene Ontology annotation, molecular function: cysteine-type endopeptidase inhibitor activity. Lineage: Eukaryota; Metazoa; Arthropoda; Insecta; Diptera; Drosophilidae. The record is from RefSeq and is a predicted model, not a curated record. The transcript has 2 exons.